AUGGAUUGUUUUAUAGGUACUAAGUAUGUGUUGGUAAUUUUAUGUAUCUUAUGUAUCACAUUGAUAGGUUCAUCAAAUGCAGCUUCAACUACUAAUUUCAAUGUAGUUAAAUUUGGUGCAAAACCAGAUGGAAGAAGUGAUUCAACUGAGGCAUUUAUAAAUGCUUGGAAAUCAGCAUGUUCAAGCUUAGUUCCUGCCACAAUCUUUGUGCCAAAAGGGAGGUACUUGUUGAAUGCCAUUAAUUUUCGAGGGCCAUGUAAGAGGAAGGUGACAUUUCUCAAUGGUGGAACACUUGUGGCUCCUGAAGAUUCUAAGGUGGUUGGAAAUUCAGGGUUUUGGAUUUUGUUUAAUCAUGUUGAUAAUCUUGUUGUUUCUGGAGGGAAAUUGGAUGCGAAAGGGGUAGGGUUUUGGAAUUGUAGAAGAUCGGCUAAGAAUUGCCCCGUUGGAGCCAGGACAAUGACAUUCAAUUGGGUGAAUAACUUGGUGGUUAGUGGCAUUACUUCAAUUAACAGCCAACUAAGUCACCUAGUAAUCAACACAUGCAACAAUGUUGUGGUGAGAAAUGUAAAACUUAUGGCACCAGACAAGAGCCCAAACACUGAUGGAAUUCAUGUUGAAAACUCAAAUGGGGUUACCAUAAAUGGAUGUACAAUGCAAACAGGUGAUGACUGCAUAUCCAUUGGUGAUGCCACUUACAAUCUCUUCAUGUCAAAUAUUAAAUGUGGCCCUGGUCAUGGUGUAAGCAUUGGAAGUUUAGGCCAAAAAGUGGAUGAAAAAGGAGUUGAAAAUGUAACAUUAACUAAUGCAAUCUUUUCUGGAUCUGAUAAUGGGGUUAGGAUAAAAUCUUGGGCCAGGCCCAGUAACGGUUUUGUUAAGAAUGUUUUGUUUCAAAACAUCAUAAUGAAGAAUGUUGAGAAUCCCAUCAUCAUUGAUCAGAAUUACUGUCCCAACAAUCAAGGUUGUCCUGGUCAGACUUCAGGAAUUAAGAUUAGCCAUGUUACUUAUAAGAACAUUCAAGGAAGCUCAGCAACAACAGAGGCAGUAACAUUUGAUUGUAGCCCAAGUAAUCCAUGCCAAGGGAUCAAAUUGGAAGAUAUAAACUUGAAUUUCAAAAACAAAGCUACAACUUCUUCCUGUAACAACAUUGGUGGGACGAGCAAUGGAACACUGGUUCCAGAAAGUUGUCUGUUAAAUUAA
Messenger RNA from Lathyrus sativus (Indian pea), 1197 nucleotides. The record is from the annotation of a GenBank genome assembly. NCBI's taxonomy places the organism in Eukaryota, Viridiplantae, Streptophyta, Magnoliopsida, Fabales, Fabaceae.